This is a messenger RNA of Pelobates cultripes (western spadefoot toad), 12691 nucleotides long. The record is from the annotation of a GenBank genome assembly. NCBI's taxonomy places the organism in Eukaryota, Metazoa, Chordata, Amphibia, Anura, Pelobatidae.
CCUGUCACUGUCACUCCCAGGAGCCAUAUUUAGAACCUGAAUAAAAGAGGAAUCGACACCGGGUCAUCUCUUAGCCAACCCCCUGUCUCUAACACUCUCCAAAAAUCUUCCUCCUGUUUGCUCUCUCUGUGUAGUUUUCUUAAUUCUUCCUUUCUCUUGUUUCUUUUUGUUUUCCUCUAUAUUCUUAUAUACCAGCAUAAUGGCAAAUAAGCAAAAUAAAAGUAAGCCAACCCAGGUCCCCGAGGAUGUGCCUGAAAACUCAGAACAAGCAGAAAAACCAGAGGAGGGGGAAGGGGAAGAGAAGAAGAAAAAGCAGGAGGAUUUACCUCCCUUUGAGAUAGUUGAGGGGUAAGUGUUUUGUACAAGAUAUUGUUCAUAGAAUAAACCAUGCAAAGAAAGUCUACUCAGAUAUUUUCAGUUUUAAACUUAUUUUACAAAGAUCAGACAUAUCUGAUGUAGUUUUAAUAAUGGACAUAAUCUCUUUUUCAUUGCAACUUUUGUUUUUAUUUCCCUAUGGGGUUCAUUAACAAACUUGACAAGGAGACUGCAAAUUGUAUGCCAAAAUAGCUGAAUAAUAAAAAAAAAUCUAUAAUUUAAUGGGGGAAAAAUUGCAGCUCAGCCAUUUUUCCACCUUUCUUGAUCCAAAAUGUUCAAUUACUUUGUCAAAUCGCAAUUCCUAGUUGAGCUAAUAAAUCCCAAAUGUGUUUUCAUUCUCAGAGAUAACUGCAUUUUUUUUUUAUAUAAGGUGUGCUUUGGUAAAAAAUAAGUAACAAGUGCAGUGUACAUUUAUUGUAUUGAACUGUCUACGAAUAUAAAGUACUGCAUUAUUAUUAAGUGUGCAGUAGGAUUAUGCAGGAGAUUAUCCUUACAGCGACACUGUUACCUUGCUGCCUAUUAUAAACUUUUAAUAGUCUAUAUAGAUAUAGACUACAUUACCUAAUUUCAUAGUCUUGAACCUAUGAGUCCAGUUAUAUAAUUAAUGAUAAGUAAUACACUGAUAAAAGCUUUGUAUUAUAGUCUUCAACUAUCCACUAAUCCAGUUAUAUUAUUAAUGGUAAGAAAUAAAUUGAUAAAAUCUUUGUAUUUUUUACUAGUAUUGUCCUAAAGGAAAUACAAUACCCACCAAAAGCAGGACUUGACCACCCUUUGUUAUCUGCAUUUUUAGGUGCACUGCAUUAAAAUUUUAAAAAUGUCAAAAUUUAAAGUUUAUUUGGAGUUAGAAUAAGAAUAUCAUAUAUAUUAUUUUCAAGUUACGAAGUUACCUACCGUGAACCUUUUAUGAUACAAGUACAUGAACAAUACAGGGUAACUCUAAUACUAAAAUCCAAAUUCAUGCAGCUUGGAGAGCUGCAUGUCAAUUCUCUAGUGAAUAACCCUUAGAUUGGUUAAUGUUACUGCAGGGACUUAGGCGCAGUAACAGGUUACCUUUGGUAGAUGACCAGCUCACAUACUGGUAUUUGGACGUCAAUGAUCUGAGUCAUUAAUUAUAUCUCAUGGCUCUCUUCCCUUUAAUGUUUAUGAGGUUCCCAUAACAGAAAACUUGACUGAUCUCAGGUUACACUCCAAGCUGCUAAACAAUAUCUAAAUAUUGUUGGAGUUAUCUCUACCCCCUCCCAAUAAUAGCAAUCUUAAUAUAACCCUGGAUGCCACUAAAAUAGAAUGUAUUUUUCCAUUGUUCUCUCCUAACAAUUAACUGUCCAGGUUGAUUUCUGUUAAUAUUGCAUUGUAUGUUUUCACAACAUCCAACUCUGCAAGGUAAUAAGCACAUGGUAUUGAUAUGUUUCCUGUGUACUUUACUUUUAUUUCAGUAUGUGGCUUUUGUAGUGUUUAUGUGCAGGUAGAUGCUAGAGGCUAACCCUUCCACACUAAUUAAAACGUAAAACAUUAAUGUUACAUGAGCAACACAGCUCCCAUAUACCAUGGAAACAGUUUAGAGGGGAAGUGGCAAAUUACACAGAGAUUUGGGUGGAUAGCACUAAUUAUAACCAUCUCUAGUUGAUGAAAUUGAAGAAUAGCCAUACUGGCUUUAUGGCUUGACCACUGCCCAAUUUCCUAUGCAUAUUUAUAAUUUAAGUGUGAAUACCUGUGUCCAAAGAGCUGAAGGCAGUUUAUAACACUUUAUGGGCAUUGGGUGUUUAAAGUAAUUGCGUUUUUUUCUUUAUCUAGGGCAAACAUUUCCCCACCACUAACACAGCAAUUAGUUAAUUCAGACUUCUCCCUUAAUGUCCCCACAUUCUCAAUCUCCAUCCCACCAAAGAACAUGCCCAUAGUGUGGAUUUCUACACAGAAGUAGUGAUUUGAUUCAGUAGCAGACAGGGAUCAAUAAUUGCAGCCUAAAUGUACUUAGUCAAAUUAACAUAGGAACUGGUAGAGCUGCUACUCCAGGCCCAUGUCAUAUGAUGACAAAAUAAUAAAUCCUGUUUACUUUGAAGUGGGCUGGAUAUCAACACGAUAAAAGAACACUGCAAGUACCAUAAAGACUACAGUGGGCUGUAGGGGUUAUGACACCAAGAGUACCAUGGUGUGUGUAAGUGGUCAAACAGUUUCGGAAUGAUUUGACUCUUUACGUGGUGUCCGUCUGGCACUGCUCUCAACUAUAGCUCAGUGCUUAGGUUCGUUCAUUAGCUCCCCUGAACUAGUGCAAUAAGCUAGGCCUUUCUCUGCAUUGGCAGAACCUAGGGAAGUCAGACUGUUUUCAGACAGUAUUAUUACGUUCCCUGAAGGGUCAUCAGGGCACUCCUGGCACAAUAACGACUAGAGUAUGGUGUAGUGGUUAUGGUGCUUGGGAUUUUCUUGACCACCACUGUAAGCAAAAGAAAAAAAUCAAGAAGGGAAAUAAUAUAACUGCACAGCUGUGUCAGCAAGGGUGAAAAUGGCCUGCGCCUCAUACUGGCUAAAUGAAUCACAGAACUUCUGUCUGGGAAUAAUGUCAUAUUUUGUGGCAGUGCUCUGAGUCAUUGAAACCAGGCAGACUGCACUCUCAAUCCAUUAACUCUAUGAUUCACUAGAUUUUAUAAAUACACACAUUUGGAUAUACACCCACUGAUUUUUUUCCUUACAGUGCAUCUUUGUUGCCCUUCAUCUAGGUUUCUCAAGUGGGACAGCCUUUAUUUCCUGUCCCACAUUUCUGGACAAUAAGAAACUGUCCCCAGGCAGAACAGAGCGAGGGUAUCACUAGACACAUUUGAUCUGUGCAUCGAUCAUUAGAACCAUGCAGAGAUCGGGCCUGCCUAUUAUGGGCGUUGCAAGUGGCACAAGUUGCCUUAUUGACUACAUCCUCACCUCACUAGUCCCAUUUUCAUAAGCUAUAGAUUCAUCUGCCAACACUACUGUCUGGCCUGGUUCUAUUUUGAUCUGCUCAACUACUAAGUAGCCAUUUAGUUAUUUAUUUUUAUGAGUGUAACCUGAAGCAUUUUCUAUACUGUGCAAUAGUGAGCCUACCUAGCAUAUUCUGCACAAUGUAUCUGGAGAUAUACUUUAAGCGAGUAGUCUCUACUGAACUAUAUAAUGAGUUAAAUGUGACAGAUGAUGGAAGAAGUCAAAAGCAAAGCUAAAAAUAUCUGUUCAAUUUCUGACAGAGAGUGUUUCAACACAUGCAAUAUGUGGAACAAGCAUGUCAAAUUCAAAGGCUAAAAUGGGUCAAAGAAACAAGGUUUAUGUGAGCCGCAAAAAAACAAAAACUUAGAAACUUAAGUUUAUUUAGAAAAGUAGAGUAUAACAAAAGUAAACAUAUUUUAAGGAGACUUUCAUUUGCAUAUAACCGAAGUUUCACUCCAACUACCUUGACAUAUUAAGAAAAGUUUGGUAAUGGGACUUAAAGGGAGAAUGUAUGCUGUUAUCGUGUUGAUUUUGAAGUCCAAUGAGUGUGUUCUUCAUUUUGGCUGAGAUCAAACUUGAUGAUCUCAGCCAAUCCAAUGCUUUCCGAUAAGAAAGCAUUGGGAGGCUAUUGUGCAUGUGUGGCAAAAAGCUGUGGGGCUAAUCAGCAUCUCCAUUGGGAGUGUUCAGCGGCUCCAUGGAGACCAAAUCUAAUACAUUACCCCCUACCUCCACUUUAAUACACUGCCCAAAAACCCAAUGCAUUGCCCCUCCUCACUCCACUCUAAUUGAAUACACUGAUCCUCCUCCCAGCACUCAAAUUUAAUACACUACCCUCCCUCCCCCAAUUUAAUACACUGCCCUCCCCCCAAUUUAACACACUGCUCCUUUCCUCCACUCUACUACACUGCCCUCCUCCCCAAAAUUAAUACACUGCCUCCCUCCCUCAAAUUAACACACUGCCUCCCCUCCCCAAUUUAAUACACUGGCCCCCUCUCUCCACCAAAUGAAUACAGUUCCUCCUCCCUAAAAUUAAUACACUACCCACCCCCUCCCCCAAUUUAAUACAGUGCCCCCUCCCUCCCUCAAAUUAACUCACCUUGCCAAUUUAGCAUACUACACAGGAAGGUCCCCCAAGACACUCUUCCACUACCUUAAGAUGAGCCGCCCGUCCUCAUCUGGCACUGCGAGCAGGAUGGAAGGGGGAGUGGCUAGCCUGCGGCAGCACAUGAUUGGCCUUGGGAGGGAGGAUAAGAAUCAGACAGGAAAUAUGUUUCCUGUGUUGCGGCUGGUCGCAGCCACAACGUAAGUGGCCCCAGGGCAGGUGGGCCGCAAAAAUAUCCACCGUGGGCCGCAAACAUGAUACCAAGAGUUACAGUACUUAGAGAGCCAUUUUAAUCUGAAAUCUUUGUUUAUGUAAAAGUUUGAAGGCUGCACAUAAUACAAAUUAAACUUGUCUGGAAGCAGAUAUUGGGUUUAUAACAUUUCGUUUUAUAAGAUUUGCUAAAAACAUCGACUAGUUAUUCAGCUGAAACUAUUUAUAGAUGCAAUUAUUAAAUGGACACAAUAGGCACCCAGAACACUGCGUUAAACGACGUUUGCAUGAGGAUGUCCAGCAUCUUCUAAAUCCCCAUAGGAGAGCACUGAGUUAAUGCUUUCCUAUGUGGAAGGCCUAAUGCAUGUGCAGUGCUCGCCACACAUUAGGUCUCCUUUUCAGCUGACAUCGGAGGAGGAGCCUGACCAAGCUUCAAGGUACAUCGGUGCUGGAAUCAGGUAAGUGUUUAAAUGGGUAUUUAAACCUUUCAUGUCUGGGGGGGGGGGGGACCAAGGAGGCAGAGGGAUAUUUUAGAUUUAGGAAUAGAGUUUUGUAUUCCUAACACUAUAGCGUCCUUUCAGCUUUAGGGUACAGUACAGAAAUUAGUUACAGGCAUCUGCAAACAAAGGUUUUUUUUUUUUACUUAUUGUUAAGGUUUUGACACGAUUAUGAACUACAAUUAAGAUGAAGCUCAUUAUCAGCCAAAUUUAAAUGAAUACUCUGACAUUAAAAUAUAUAUUUAUUUCUAACUAUAGUGUAUUCCUAUGCUGAGAUUAAUUAAUAAAAUUAAAAAUGCAAAAAACACCAUUACCUUUACCUGUAAUCCAGUGGCAGGAAAAUGUCCUAUGAACAACUCACUCCAAUCCAAUGUUUCUCAUGUAGAAUCACUGGGCACCUAGGGCACAAAUGCCUCUGUUAAAAGUCAGCCUUAGUGUCCUCAUCUCCCCAUUUGAUGCUUAUUGGUGGUCCUAUGAAAGGCUUAAAGGAACACUAUAGGGUCAGGAACACAAACAUGUAUUCCUGACUCUAUAGUAUUAAAACCACUAUCUAGCCCACCUGGCCCCCUCUUACCUCCCUAAAUAUAGUAAAACCUUACUUGUAUUCAAGUCUGCAGAUGCUACCUCUGCCCCUGUCUGCCUCAGACCUGCCCCUGUCUGCUGACAUCAACAGAAGUGGUAGUCUGAACCAAUCACAAUGCUUCCCCAUAGGAUUGGCGGAGACUGUCAAGGAGGCAGAUCAGGGGCAGAGCCAGCAAAAGUCAAACACAUCUCUUGUUUGAAUCACUGCAUCUCUAUGAGGAAAGUUCAGUGCCUGCAUGCAGAGGGUGGAGACACUGAAUGGCAGUGCCGAAGCACCUCUAGCAGCCAUCUGAGGAGCGGCCAGUGGAGUUAUAUCUAGGCUGUAAUGUAAACACUGCAUUUUAUCUGAAAAGACAGUGUUUACAGCAAAAAUCCUGAAGGGGAUGAGUCUGUUCACCAGAACAAAUGCAAUAAGCUGUAGUUGUUCUGGUGACUAUAGUGUCCUUUUAACUAUAGGCAAUUCGGUUUGCACUGAAAGUGAUUAAUCAGAGAACCAUGCAAGAUAUAAUCUUGGAUAUCGUGGCCAACAAGCAGCUGCCUGGGGAAGUAGGGAUACCAGCGGGGCUCUGCUGACACGUUUGGCAAAAUAACCACUAUAGCAGUUCUUUUAACUUUUUGCUGAACCCAUUAAUGAGCAAGAACAGGAGUAGGCAACUUUCAGCACUCCAGAUGUUGUUGACUAAAUCUCCCCUUAGUGAAUCCUUUUCCAGCAUUCUGGCUGUAAGAGCAUUAUGGGAGAUGUAGUCCAGAACAUAUGGAGUACUGAAGGUUGCCUACCAUUGAGCUAGAAUAUUCAUGUCAAAUAAUAAUGAUGAAAUUCAAUAGUGAUAGUCACUAGUCUUAAACAGAACUUGUUUUAGUGGAUUAGUAUCAGACAUACUUCUCCAAAGCUAAGUAAGCAAUGUUGCUAAAUGGAGCCCAUUAUUUAGAACUACUCUUUGAUGUCCACUGUCCUUAAUUAAUAUUAUUUAAUCUCCAAUAAGCAUUAAAAAUGACAAAAUUACAAUUAUUUUCCUAGUAACUUUGUAUAUAAAGAUUUAAAUAAUUUCCUAUUCUUUCUCAGGAGUCGCAUACCUGCCUCCUCCUUCAAGUUCCAGUUUAAGAAUGUGGAGUACAGUUCAGGACGCAACAAGACUUUGUUAUGUUACACUAUCGAACGUGGCGAGGGGCAGGCUUUUAGUGGAUAUCUUGAAGAUGAGCAUGCUUCUUCACACGUUGAAGAGGCCUUCUUUACUACUGUCCUGCCGCAGUUUCUUACAGCUGGCCCAGUCAUUGUCACUUGUUAUAUUUCCUCAAGUCCAUGUGUGCCCUGUGCAGCCUGCAUUGCUCGAAGCCUUCGUAAAAACAAGACUCUGCAGCUACGAUUAGUCUUUGCUCGUCUUUUCCAGUGGGAGGAAUCAGAAAUCCGAGGAGCUUUGAAAGGUCUCCGUUCAGCAGGUUGCGCUAUCAGAAUGAUGAGAGGGGCAGAUUAUUUGCAUGUGUGGAAACUUUUUGUUGAGCCUGACAUCAACCUAGACGAAGAAGGAAAACCUGAAGAAAAGGAUGAACAAGGAGAAUUUAUUCCAUGGGAGGAUUUAGAGGAAAACUCAAGGUAUUAUGAGGAGAAGCUGGCAGAGAUUCUGAGAUGAGAAAGACGUGCACUGCUGGAUGGAAGACCAGUUUAAGAAUUGGGAUUGUCAUGUUACUUUUAGAACAACUUCAUUAUGGGUGCUGCUUAAUCCACUGUAUGCAGCUUGCUUUAUGCAUUAUAUCCUUCUGUGGGUUGAUUUAUCAAAAGAUAAGCUUAUUCUGCAUAAUUAAGUUUAUAUUUUAAGAUUUAACAUAAAAUACAGAGUAUAAAAAAAAGAUAUCAAAUUUAGCUUCCAAUGAGAAAUAAGGAAAGACACACGUUCAUUUUAGCAGCAUCAACUACUUUUUGGUGACGAGCAAGAUGCAUCCAUAUUCCCAUGAUCUAUUUUGUAACAUUACACCGAUUUUGGAGCACCUUAAUAUUAUGUCUACUAAUAAAUGACAAAGCAAAACAUAAACAAGUUUUUUUUUUAUAAACACAUUAAUAACACUCCUCUUUGUACAUUCAGCAAUUCUUUCGAAUCCUACAUUUUUUUUUUUUUGCUUCCAGUAUUCUUCAAAUGAAACCAAUACAAAAAUAACUUUCUCUGAGUAUUUAUUAUAAAUGUACAGUAAGUGUAUAAAAAAACAUCAGUAUGAAAGAAUACUAGAUAUUAAAAUCCAUGUGUUUGUAUUGUAAACAUUUAGGGAAAUAACCUGUGACAGAGCCCCUCUACUCAGAUUAAUUACCUCCAUCAACCUCCCUUUUCUUCCCGCAGGACACUUAGAGCGAUUAAAGCAGCUCACCCAAACAUUAACUGAGCCUUGAUGAAGGGUGAUAUAGUGUAAACUUUGUUUAAGAAAACCACACACAUUUAUAAACACACACUGUGUAUUGAUCCUCCAGGGGCUGAUCCACAUUACAAAAUAUAAAACAAAAUAUAGUUCCCUCAGCGUCACUUUGCCUAGGCUUAUUAGAGUUAAGAUGAUCAGGGCUGCAGUUAAUGCAAUCUCCCACCUGCUGGGUCGACACAGUACAAGGAAUCAAAGCCCUGAAAACCCUUUCCCCAACAGAGAACCCCCCACUACCCACUAUUCAUUCCCUAGCUACCCACUGUUCAAAGAGUGUCCUGAUUCCUUGUACAAUGUCCAAUUGCCACCAGGUUAAAAGUUUGACAGGCUGCAACUAAAAUCCAAACUGGUGUAGAGUUUCAUGUGGCCGCAUAAAGUUACGCGUUGCUUCAGAGAGAUAUCGCAACUGGGGGGCCCCACAUUAUGGGCGCUCGGGUCUGCUUCUGCAAUGGAGGGGGCAAGACCACAGGGAUGUGAGAGUAGUCUUUGAGUAGUUUUAGGUUAUUUGCCAGGGUCCAUAGUCUGUAAGAAGAAGCAGGCUGGCAUCCAAGCCCCUCUAAAAGUCCUAGGAACAAAGGCAUCUGUCAUACUACCUUACUACUUUUUGCAACAUUAGCCUAAAUGGUUAAUAACAAUCUCAAAUAAUGUAAGCCCAAACAUUUAUUUUAUUUAACAAUAUUUAUGUUACUAUUUUUAAACCUUAGUAGAAUACUCAUUAUGUAUUAAGCAUGAAUAGUAGAUUUCCUUAAAGGGACACUAUAGUCACCAAAACAACUUUAGCUUAAUGAAGCCAUUUUGGUGUAUAGAUCAUGUCCCUGCAGUCUCACUGCUCAAUUCUCUGCCAUUUAGGAGUUAAAUCACUUUAUUUAUGAACACUAGUUACACCUCCCUGCAUGCGACUUGCACAGCCUUCCUAAACACUUCCUGUAAAGAGUCAUGGAAACUUUAUCCUUCCUUUACUGUGAAGUUCUGUUUAAUUUAGAUUUUCGUAUCCCCUGCUAUGUUAAUAGCUUGCUAGACCCUGCAAGAGCCUCCUGUAUGUGAUUCAAGUUCAAUUUACAGAGAAAGAUACAAUUGUUUAAGGUAAAUUACAUCUGAUUGAAAGUGAAACCAGGCUGUGUCAAUCAGAGCCAGGGGAGGUGUGACAAGGGCAGUGGAUUGAACAGUGAAACCUGAGAAGCAUGAUCUACACGAGGCAUGUAAAACUCGCGGCCCGCGUGCGGCCCACAAGGACCAUCUUUUCAGCCCGACGAGCCGUGAGUACAUGCUGGUGUUAUAGCAGAGUAGGCACCUGCUUUCCCCACAUUGCAGGUGCUUACUCUGCUAAAACUUACCCAGCCGGGAUGGAAGGGACUGUGGAUGCAGCGAGGGAGUUAAGUGUUCCUGCUCCUCAUUGCUCCCUGGCGCGCGCCAUCUGUACUGAAGCUGGGAGCUGGAAUAUGACAUCAAAUUCCGGCACCUGGCAUCAUGAAACCGUGCGAGGGAGCAGUGAGGAGAUCUCCAUACAGAAGAUCCCCACACCAGCUCCCAAAGGUAGGGAACAAUAAAUUAAAUGAUGUGAGUGCAAGAAUGUGUAAAUGUGUGUGUGUGUGUGUGUGUGUGUGUGUCUGUCUGUCAGUGUGUGUGUUUCUGUCAGUGUGUAUGUGAUUCUGUGUCAGUGAGUAUGUUUGUGUGUGUAUAUCUGUCAGUGAGUAUGUGUGUCUGUGUGUCAGUGAGUAUGUGUGUGUCUGUCUGUGUGUGUCUGUCAGUGUGUCUCAGGCCUGGACUGAUCAGGGACUGGGCAAAUGCCCAGUGGGCCGCGAUGGCCAUGGGACAAGGCCGGCAGGGAAGAUCACAGGAUCUCUCUGGCUGGCCCAUGCAGGGGCGACACUAUUAGUGUGCCGACCCUGCUGUGUGCCUUCAUGGGUCAGUGGGGAGAUCAAAGAUCUCCCUCACCGGCCCACAGGCACUGUAACACUGCCGCUGGCUGGGGAGGAAGGGAGAGGAGGACCCAGUGGAGCUCUACCUGCAGCUCUGCCGGGUUCCUCUCGCGAGGUUGGACUCGGAGGAACUGCAGGGUAGAGUUCACUAACCACUAGGACCACCAGGGACUGCAGCAUGCAGACUCCUCCAUGGCAGCAUGGCUCCCCCCUCCCAGGCUAAAGGUAAGAAGGGAGGGGGCAUAUGAAGUUUAUUUUUUUUUAUAAUAAUAAUAAAAAAAAUUCAUAUAUUUACAUCUUGCCACCCCACACACACACAAUCCCUCCAGACAUAUUCACACACACACACUAACAGCACACUCAAACACACCACACUCAGACACACACUGCACCCUCAGACACACGCACAGCAUCUUCACACACAGCACCCUCAUGCACACACAGCACACACUUACCCACACAGCACACUUAACCACACACAGCACCCUCGCACACAGCACACACACACACACACACAAAUAUAUAAAAUAACAACAGACAAAGAGAAUUAGACACAUAGAAUGUGAUGGCAGAUAAGAACACCCUCACCCACACAGCACCCCUCUUACACACACACACACACACACACUGCACCCUUCACACAUACACACAGCACUAACACUAACAGCACACUCUCACACACCACACUCAGACACACACUGCACCCUCAGACACACGCACAGCAUCUUUACACACAGCACCCUUCACACAUACACACAGCACACCCAACACAAUGUGACCCUCACACAUACAAUACAUACAACUAUAUAUACAAAUAUAUAUAUAUAUAUAUAUAUAUAUAUACACACUAUAGCACCCCUCACAUUGCACCACUACACACAUUACUCUUCAGAUACAUGCCAGAUCCCUUACCCUUGGAUCAUCUAAUCUACACACACACACAUACACAUACACACAGUAGAUCCCUAUAUACACUCUAAAUCCUCUACACACACUACAUUCCUAACAUACAAACUCUGGAUCCCCUAAACACACUACAUUCCUAACAUGCAAACUCUGGAUCCCCUACAUACAAACUCUGGAUCACACUACAUUCCUUGUUAGCAAACACAUGCUACAUUCUCUAAACACAUAGUCUCUACAACCCCUACACACACUACAGCCGGUAUGCACACACCUGCUACAUCACCAAUACACACUAUACCCCCUAUACCCACACUCUCUACAGCCCCUAGCACGAUACGCUUUCCUGGGCCUUUUGUCCUCUGAUAUCCCACUUACUGAGACACCAGAGACAAGUUGAAAGUAAACACAGCGCAAGCAUGUUAUUAAAUUUGCUUGCGCUGCGCAGAACAAACACAGGGCCUUUUUCUCAUGCUAUAGCUCUUCAGCAGGGCUCUGUGCAUUGAACUAACAUGCUCACUUUGAGAGGGGGCGUGCUUGUCAUUAGUGAUGACAACCCACUCCCUCUCUGGCCCCGCCCCCUUCUCAGGGGGCCGCUGUGAUUCAAAAAUGCCCCGGGCCAAAAUUUUGUCCCCGGUCGGGCCCUGGUGUGUCUGUAUGUGUGUGUGUGUCUGUCAGUGAGUAUGUGUGUGUGUCUGUCUGUUAGUGAGUGUGUGUGUGUUGGUCAGUGUUGCAUUGGCUGCGACUGGACAGUGGAGUACCUGGAGGUGCAUGGAGGCACGCAACGCCACGUGACAUCGACAUGCUCAUCUUCACAGGGUGUCAAGAAGUAGCGGGAGGAUCAGAUUUGGCACAGGGUGGUAGAGGGGGGGACUGGGAUUUAGUAGAGGGGUGUGCUGUGGUUUAGUAGAGGGUAUGCAGGUUUUUUUUUUAUGCUGUACUUUUUAAAAUAAACCUAUGUUUCUAUGAAAAUGUAAGGUUCAUUUUUUUGCGGCCCACAUAAACUUAAACCUUGUUUAUGUGGCCCGUGCCAGACUUUGAGUUUGACAUGCUUGAUCUACACACUAAAACUGCCUUAUUAAGCUAAAGUUGUUUAGGUGACUAUAGUGUUCCUGUGUCUGUAAUGUGUUGGUUGUUGGAUCAUAUAUCUUGUUUUUUUUUUUUUAUGAACUGGCCCAAAGAUAAUCUCACAUUCUCUUCUUCCACCUUCUUUAUGCCUUCUCUAAAUUUAGAUGUUAUGCUAUAGUGCAUUUCUCCUCUUAAGCUUAUGCUUUUCUCCUCUUAUGCUUUAGUGCUUUUCCUUCCUCUCGCCACUGCUUUCAUGGUCUCAAAUUUCACUAAUGUCCUAAAAUAACACUUUGAGCCACUACAUACAGAAAGGGUAAAGGCCUACUUAAAUUAUUAAAACACAAUCUGGGGUUUUGUAUGGCCUUCUAUAAACACAGGAUGCUUUAUAUUUUGAAAUGCUGAGCAAUAGUUUCUCAUGCUGUACUGUAUUUUACCACUUUCAUGAUUUGCUUUUGAUGUGGGUGCUUUUAAAAUGGCUACCGUGGAAGACUUGUUUUCUUUUCCACUGAUCUUUCUAAAUAAAGUGAUUUUUUUGUUGUUUUUUUUUUAAAGUCUUAUUGUUUUUUUUUCAUAAGUAGAAACGGAUUACAAAUAUAUAUAUUAAAAGCUGGGCCUGUAGUUGUGGGAGGGGCAUGAUUUCCCUACUUAAGGACCGCCAGACCGUUGUUGGUCUGGUGAUUUGCAUACCUGGA